AUGCAUCCCUCCCUUCUUCUCCUCAGCGCCGCCUUCGGGUCAGCGGCCGCACGUUCCAACCCGUACAUGUUAUACGGCGUACCUAAGGCCCCAGGACUCGAUAUCAACGAAGUCGCAGUCGCCGGUGCGGUAGCAGCAGCGGGAGAGAACACCACGUCUUCCUCCAAUACGACAACGCCUCGGCCUUCCCCAGCCCCUACGGCUCCCAGCACUCCCGGCCUCGCAGAGCCAUGUGCCAUAAUAAGCAGCGCGAUACAAGCCUUACCCUCGGGUAGUCGGAAAGUGGUACCAGCAGAGUUGGGAGUACAGUGUCUACAAUCGGUUCCUCUGGAUAGGGAUGGCAACAUGAAGCUGAUAGACGACCUGAAGCUCUACCUGGAGUGGCAGUCGAACCUCGCAUUCCUCAAGAACCCGCCGCCAGACUACACAGAAGCACCGGUGGACAUAAUGGCGGAGAUGGAGAGCAUGAAGAAGCAGCUCGCAUCGGGUGGCUAUGCAAACGAGUAUGAUUUCCAAUUGGACCUGAACCAGCUAUUCAAUCGAGCCUACGACAACCACCUAGCCUGGCAACCGGAUAUCCUGGCAGGAGUUAUGCAGUUUCAGCGGUCUCCGGGCACAGAACUGGUUUCGGUCUCCUCUGAUGGAAAUGCUCUCCCAGAAAUUUUCGCCUACCGUGACCUGGAGCUCGCCAAGAAUGACAGCUCGUUCCAGCCAUCACCCAUCCGGACUAUCAAUGGACAGGGCGUUGAGGAGUACCUCUCAAAGGUUGCGGUCCAAGCCGACUUUCAUGAUGCGGAUACGAGAUGGAAUGCUCUUUUUCCGAGCCAGUCUCUCAUCGCCACCGGCGUCACCUUCCUUGGUUCAUUUAGGACGGGCCAGUACCAGGGUCCGAACACCAACAUGUCAUUUGCCAAUGGCACGACCAAGUCUACGAUGAAUGUUGCGGUUGUAUUCGGUGACUUCUCUGGUGUCGAUAGUGGGCCUGCCUUCUUCAGCAAGUUCUGCACUGGUCCUUUGCCCACCACGACUACUUCCACGGCCACUGCAACGGCUACGUCGACGGCAGCACCAUCGCAUACGGGGUACCCCAAAGCGAUCAUCAUCCAUCCCAAUCUCUCUAUUGGUGGCUACUUCAUCAAUGAAACUGGAUACGAGGACACUGCGGUUCUCAGUAUUCCCUCCUAUGAAUCACCCGAUGUCCAACUCUUCCAAAACAUCAUGCGCGACUUCAUCCGCAUGUCCGUCAAAGCCAAUAAAACGAAAAUGGUUUUCGACCUCCGCGGUAACGGCGGCGGCAACGCUAUCCUCGGCUAUGAUUCCUUCAAGCAGGUGUUUCCGCAAGCGGACCAGGAGCCCUUCGGCGCCACGCGUUAUCGGGCCAACGAAGCCGUGAACAUCUCCGGCGCGAUGGUGAGCGAGUUCAACGCAAACCAGACGUACGUACAGACCAACGAGACCGCGUUUGCCGAGAACUUCAACGGCAGCACACCGGAAGAUAUCUUCUUGUAUACCGUGGGGCUUAACUAUCAGCAUCAGCUCGAUGUGAAUGAUGAAGCUAUCCAGAGCUGGGAUGAGAUGUUUGGACCGGAAGUGAUUAACGGAGAUAACUUCACUUCGACUAUUCGAUACAAUUUCAGCGACGAGGCGAGCUAUACGUAUCCGGGAUUCUCGGUCAUCGGGUUUCUGAAUAACUCGAACGAGACAAGCACUCCGCAGCCGUUCAAGGCGGAGAACAUGGUCUUGCUGCACGACGGCAUGUGCUCCUCCACAUGCACCAUCGCCUCCGAGCUCCUCAAGAACCAAGGCGGCGUCCGCACGAUCGCCGUAGGCGGCCAGCCCAAGCUCGCCCCCAUGCAAGGCAUCGGCGGCACCAAAGGCGCGCAAAACUUCGAAUGGGACGAUAUACAAAUCCGCACCCAGAUCGUCUACUUCCUCGGGAGCCCAGAACAGCAGGCCCAAUGGAACGACACCGCCCUCGGGAGAACCGCCUUCGCAGAGCAGCUCUUCAAGCGCACUGUAUACAGCGGCGGGCGCCCUGCAGGCGGCAUCAAUCUCCGCGAUAACCUGCGCCGCAACGACACAAGCCAGACGCCGCUGGAGUUUAUCUACGAAGCUGCGGAUUGCAGGAUGUUCUACACGGCGCCUAUGAUCAACGACGUCACCAUGGUGUGGAAGGGCGUGGUCGACCGCAUGUUCCGCAAUGGCACGGCGCAGUGUGUCCAGGGCAGUACGGGGGAUCCGUCGAGUAUUAGCGGCGGGGGCCAGGUCAAGGGCGGGAGUGUGCCGCCGCCGCUGCCGCCGAACCAGGGUGCGGAGCUGUCGAACGCUGGAACUGCGUGGCGGGCUGGAGGCAGGACGGGAUGGUUGGCCGUCGCGACCGUUAUGAUGGGCAUGUUGUAUGUAUGA
Molecule: messenger RNA, 2406 nt
Organism: Trematosphaeria pertusa
Lineage: Eukaryota; Fungi; Ascomycota; Dothideomycetes; Pleosporales; Trematosphaeriaceae
Exons: 4
Coding region: 1-2406 (801 amino acids)
Source: RefSeq, a predicted model, not a curated record